Molecule: messenger RNA, 3082 nt
Organism: Thunnus maccoyii (southern bluefin tuna)
Lineage: Eukaryota; Metazoa; Chordata; Actinopteri; Scombriformes; Scombridae
Product: zinc finger protein 2-like
Exons: 3
Coding region: 395-1960 (521 amino acids)
Source: RefSeq, a predicted model, not a curated record
UGUUAUUGGUACAAUACAUGAUAACCGAGGAAGAAGGAGACGCUGGCUCCACUGUAACCAGCGUUAGCUCUGUUUUUAGCAUUAUGACCCCUGCUCUGUGUAACACAAAGCUAGUUAGCUGUGUAGCUUUUAGUACUUGGCAAGCCAGCUGUGCUUUAAUGAACUAGAAAUAGUAGACCUAUCCAACAGUGUGUGUUUUCAGUCAGCAGCUUGUUUUUCUGUCAGCUCUUGUUUGUAUGAACUGACAGUUCAGCCAGCUAGCUUUUCUUAGCUACAGCUAACUCUGCUAAUUCAACAGUGCCUGUCAGCAGGUCAUGGCUGCAGCGAGGUGGGACCUGAGGACACGGAGAGCUGAGGUGGAACUAUGCAGUGAUCAGGAGUGACAAGCUCGCUCAUGUCUACUUCAGAAACACUCUCAUCCCACAACUGGCACUGUGGAGAACACCUCACCAUGGUGAAAACAGCAAAGAUGGAGCUGCUUAGAGCGCUUGUCAGCGAGUGUUUGUCUGCAGCCGCCGAAGAGAUCCUCAAGAUUGUAGAGAGAACGAUUAUAGAGUAUGAGGAGGAGAUGUCCUGCUCAAAGUGGGUGGUGGACAGUCACCGCAGACUGCUGGAUGCUGCCAGGACACACAGUGAAGACUCUCUACAGAUGUCUGUCACAGAUGUGAAGAUGCCACCUGCCAGCGUGAACGUCAGUGUGUGCUGGGAGGAACCAGGAAACUCCACGACACAGCCGACAGAAGACAACUCCAACACCAACGACACUAACCCAGACUCUCCUGUCAGUCAACAUGCCGACAGUGAUCAAGAGAUACUGAUUGAUAUUGAUGAUGAUGAUGAGGAUGGUGAGGAUGGUGAUGAUGAUGAUAUUAAACCAGAGUGUGAGCUGAAUAUGCCUUUGAAAAUCCUGAAAGUGAAGAAGCCUUUUAAAUGUCCCAUUUGCUUGAGCGUUUUUUCCUCCAAGAAGACGAUGGUGCGACACAUCAAAAGGCACCCGGAGGACAAGUCUUUGUCUUAUCAGUGUCAGUUCUGUGAACGCUACUUUUACCACAAGUCUGACUUCAUUAUACACACCAGGAUACACAAAGGCUCCAAACCAUACAAGUGCCAAGACUGUGACAAAAGCUUUGACCAGAGAGACAGUCUGGUUAUUCACAGACAAAAGCACAGUGAGCAGAAAACUCAUCAGUGUUUGACUAAAACGCUGGCGCUCAACCUUCAUACAGAAACUCACCACAGAUCAGUGACACCUGGCAGAAAGAUGGAAGAAGAGCUGGACUCCAGACAGGAAGAGGCAAAUGGUAUUAAGACAUUUCCACUCACUAUCACUCCCUAUGAUAAAAGUGAGUUUGACCAGGAGUCACUGCAGCCUCUGUGUCUUUAUCAGAUCCAGACUGUUGCAGAUAUAGAUAAACACUCAGCCACGGUUCCAGUCGAUCACAUUAAAACUGAGCCAACCGCAGCAGAUGGUGGAACAUCAGACACCACCGCUGACCAUCAGCUGCUCCUGUCAGUGAAUCCAGGUGAACAAGGUGAAGCUGAGAGCAUCACAAACAUCCUGCCGGAGAGAGCUUCUAAAAAAUCCACCGAGCUCGUAGUUCAGUUUGAAGCUGGAACAGCGCAGAAACCCUACAAGUGUCCAUGUUGCAGCAAAUGUUUCUCCCUGACUAAGACUCUGAUACGACAUGUCAAGAUCCACACAGAGGACAAAGCAUAUCAGUGCCAGUUCUGCGGGCGGAACUUCUGUCAGAAGUCAGACCUCGUCAAUCACACGAGGAUACACACAGGAGAGAGACCAUAUCAGUGCCAACAAUGUCACAAAUCCUUCGUUCAGAAAGGCAACCUGGUUGUUCACAUGAGGAAACACACAGGAGAGAAACCUUAUCAGUGCCAAGAGUGCAGCUGCUGCUUUAGUCAGAAGUCCUCUCUGGACUGUCACAUGCAGAGCCACAGAUUGUAAUCUUUGCACCCGUGUUGACAUGAGGCUUUGUCAUUUUGUCAAACCUCAGCACUGUUUUAGAUACUAACAGAAAUGUGUCCAAAGUUUCAAAAACUGUCAAAUACUGAAAGUCAGAUUCAGAAUCUUGUUGACUAAUUUUUUCAUCAUACUGUUCUGAUUUAAAUAAAAAAUUUGCCGGUUGACAAAACACACCACAAGAUUAAUUGGCAGCUAUUCUGGAGCUUUUGAUCCAAUCACAUGAUCUUCACCAGGAGAUGGAGUUUGCCCCGUUGUCAUGGAUUUAGAGAUGUUCUCAUACAUGUUGGCUUAAAAGCUGAGAAUGAAACAAUGAUUGUUUUCUUAAGAAUGAACUUCCAUGUCACCUGUUGAGCCAACAUGUACGAGAUGUCAUCAAAAAUGGAAACAAAAUAACUUCCCCUCCUAACAUGAACAUGAUGAUGUGAAAUGAAAUGGGAAAUCAGUCUGAUUAUCGUGCUAACUUGUGCUGAGAUUGUUUUAUUAACUACUGUUUGCAAGGUCAAGAAUCUCUAAGUUUAGCAUUUUAUUGUGUCAAAGCUCUUGUAUGACUGCUUGUGUUUAGGCAACAUCCAACAUUUAAAAAGUUUGGUUCUUUUGUGAUAUGAAUAAAAAGGUUUUAUAGAAAAACAUGUUCAUGUGUCUCAAGGCAAGGUAUCGAUAAAAGUGCAAUUUUGGUAUGAGUAACAAAACUUGGGUGUUAGAUUGCCAUUAGUACAGAAAUAUUUCCUACAAUGCUCUGCCCUUUUUCUCAUUAUGAGUGCAAUACACAAGACUUUAUGGCUGUUUUUUCCUUACUGUCCCUUAUGUCACUUUAUCUGACAAACCCAGUGAUGUAAGUAGCAGCUGACAGAGUAUUUGGUUGCCAAAAAACAAAAGUGUUCCAGUGUGUUCAGCACUUGUUGAGAAUAGAAGUUUAGAUUUUUGUAAGGCCUGUAUUUUAAUUUUACAGAAUCCCACAGAAUCUUUGGCUCCUAAUUGUAUUCAUUGUAUGUUUAUUUAUUAUGAAGUUAUACAAUUCUAAUUUGUAAUAUUAUAUUUUGCAAAAAUGUGUGAGAAAUAUGUGUUUUUACAUAAAAUAUAGAAAAGUUCCAGUGUACAAACCAA